AGGAUAAUGAUUUGGGAAUCGGCAGCACGGGCGCUGGACUGCGCGAUGAAGCUGCAAGAUGGUCUGCCCCGAGUCGCGUUUGCAAAUAAUCGACAGGGAUAUAUCUUUCUCGUGUUUAUUGUCCACGUGCAGUGCUUAAUCCGCGUCUUGAACACCAGAUCCCCCCCUUCUGUGUUGAUGUUGCUGCGUUUGCAGGCUGCUGGCAACGGUAUUACUCGGAGGUUGCCGUUGCAGUCUGCCCGUUGCAAGCCCCGCAGGAAGCAGUGGAGCACGCGGCGGCAUGGCUGACAUCUUCAGCCAGUUCGACAGGAUGGCGAGCGACAUGAUGAAGGAUUUCGGCGGCAUGCGGGAGCCUGGCAGCAUGGUGGGCGGCAGGGCCGGCGGCGGGCUCGGAGGCGGCCAGUACGCGUGCCAGAGCUUCGCCAUGUGCUCGCGCAUGGGGCCCGACGGCAAGCAGCACGUGGAGAAGUACUCGUCGUCGGACGUCGGCAACACGCAGCACGGGAUCCGCGAGUCCCAGCAGGCCUACUCGAACUCGUCCACCGGGGUCGACAAGAUGGCCCUCGAGCGCCAGCUGGGCGACCAGGGCCGCAAGGUGGUGAGGGAGCGGAACCGGCACACGGCGGACGAGCGGUCCACCGAGCUCUUCCGCGGCAUGGACGAGAGCGGCAAGGACGCCUUCGACAGCCGCUUCGCGGCGCACCGCGGGCACCUGCCCGCCCACGGGGCCCUGCCCGCGGCGGGGCUCCCGGGCGCCGGCGCUCGCGCUCUGCCGGGCCACCCGGGGCGCGCCGCCGCGCCGCGGCCCGCGGCCAUCAGCGACAUCGGCAGCACCUGGUCUGGACGCUCGGCGCCCGGCGGUGGCACCCGGCGCCUCUGAUCAGCCGGGCCGCCGCGGUCGGCCCCCGCGCCCACGGCGGCGGGCUCCGCCCGCAGGCCGCCCGAGGGUAGCGCCACAGACCCGGAGAUCCAACCUUUUUUUGUUCCUCGGGCACGGAUCCCCUCCGUAUUCUCCCCUGUUCUUCGCUCGGCCGGUCCCGCACGGCGGCCCCGGCCCCUUGUGCAGUCCCUUCCGCUUCGGGGGCUCCGUGCGCACACAGACUCAGACCACGACUGCGCGGCGCGCUCGCGCGCG
Messenger RNA from Prorocentrum cordatum, 1135 nucleotides. NCBI's taxonomy places the organism in Eukaryota, Dinophyceae, Prorocentrales, Prorocentraceae. The record is from the annotation of a GenBank genome assembly.